Messenger RNA from Gallus gallus (chicken), 3622 nucleotides. It is a transcript of the gene GDAP1L1, whose product is annotated as ganglioside induced differentiation associated protein 1 like 1. The record is from RefSeq and is a predicted model, not a curated record. The transcript is spliced from 6 exons. NCBI's taxonomy places the organism in Eukaryota, Metazoa, Chordata, Aves, Galliformes, Phasianidae. Bases 11 to 1114 code for a protein of 367 amino acids.
ACAGGCUGUCAUGGCGACUCCCAAUAACGUUACUCCCACCAACUGCAGCUGGUGGCCCAUCUCGGCGCUGGAGAACGACGCGGGGAAAUCCAAGGAGGGGGAGGAAAAUCAGGAUCCGACGGACCCCGCUCUCAGAUCCCAGGACAGGCUGGUUUUGUACCACUGGACCCAGUCCUUCAGCUCCCAAAAGGUGCGGUUGGUCAUCGCUGAGAAGGGGCUGCCCUGCGAGGAGCGGGAUGUCAGCAUGCCGCUGCUGGAGCACAAGGAGCCCUGGUUCAUGCGGCUCAACCUGGGCGAGGAGGUGCCCGUCAUCAUCCACCGGGACAACAUCAUCAGCGACUACAACCAGAUCAUCGACUACAUGGAGAGGAACUUCACGGGAGAGAACGUCCCCCAGCUGAUCCCUGAGCCUGGGACCCUGCUGCACUCGCGGGUGCUGCAGUACCGGGAGCUGCUGGACUCGCUGCCCAUGGAUGCCUACACGCACGGCUGCAUCCUGCACCCCGAGCUCACCACCGACUCCAUGAUCCCAAAGUACGCGACCGCUGAGAUCCGCAGGCAUUUGGCUAACGCCAGCACGGAACUGAUGAAGCUGGACCACGAGGAGGAGCCGCCGCUGACAGAGCCGUACCUCUCCAAGCAGAAGAAGCUCAUGGCCAAGAUCCUGGAGCACGACAACGUGAACUACUUGAAGAAAAUCCUGGGGGAGCUGGGAAUGGUGCUGGACCAGAUCGAGGCUGAGCUGGAGAAGAGGAAGCUGGAGUACCAAGGGCAGAAGUGUGAACUUUGGCUCUGCGGAUGUGUCUUUACCUUGGCCGAUAUCCUGUUAGGAGCUACCUUGCAUCGCCUCAAGUUUCUAGGACUCUCUAAGAAAUACUGGGAGGAUGGCAGCAGACCUAACCUACAGUCCUUCUUCGAUAGGAUACAAAAACGCUUUGCCUUCAGGAAAGUCUUGGGAGACAUACAUACCACGCUGCUCUCUGCGGUGGUACCCAACGCCUUCAGGCUGGUCAAGCGGAAACCUCCCUCCUUCUUUGGAGCCUCCUUCCUGAUGGGAUCUCUGGGGGGAAUGGGAUAUUUUGCUUAUUGGUACUUAAAGAAAAAAUACAUCUAAUGCUGGCAGCUUGGUGUUUAGUUUGGUGUCUCUGUGCUGUGUGAAAUUAUGACGAAGCUUCAGUAACUGUAACGAAAUCUGAGGCAAGGUAUGAAUAAUAAUAUUGUUUAAUGUAACAUUCCGUAGUCUAGAAGUAGAAAAGUAUACUGCAAGGAAAUAACAACAACAAAAAUGCAUUGACUUGUAAAUGCCUUUGUUAGGUUUAAGUAUUCCACUCCAGCCGGAGGCUCCGGGGCUGGCCUGGCUCCCCACACCCACUGGGAAGCGCUGCUGGUGCAGCUCCAGGGGGAGAUGGGCACCUCGAGGAGCUCCCUACACCCAGGUUAACAGUGGGACUUGGAUAGUCAGCCCUAUUCGUGUUUCCAGAGCGUUCACCGGCCACAUUUCAAACAUACAAGUAGUGGGGACUUUCUUCUUCUGGAAACCAGUGUUGUGCUUGAAGGCUUUUCUGGGGGCAGGGUGCGGUAGCUGCUCAUGGUCCAGGUGGAUUUGCAUUCUUCAAUUACCUUUUUUUUUUUUUUUUUAAUUAUUUUCAUCAAAAAGAAUGUUUUUAUGGAGCUGCUCGUAGCGUACAUCCACUUUCUACGUCUGGUUUUGGUGGGCUUUUUUUUUUUGAAACAGAAUUUGAUGCCUGUAUUUAACUGCCACGUUCUUCUCCUGAGAUGAACGGCUUUGACUCCCACCCUGAGCUUUGGCACACGAAGGGGAUCCUUGUUUGGGCCUUCUGCCUCCGUCUUGAGUUUCCUUUCAUGGAUUCGCAGAGCAUCUCUCACCACCUGAGCGUAUCUGGACUCUGAAAAAGGACCACCACUUCCAGAACUGUCAGCAUUCUCUGAGGACGCCUUGGCUUUCUCUUCCGCUGGGGGCUCCUUUCUGUCAUUUCCUCGCUGUGUGUUUUCUUAGAGACACUUUGCACAGAAUCACGUUUAUGACUUUUUUGUGCCUUUUGCAUGUUGGAACGAAUAAUGGGCCUCACUGCUACUCAUGCUUUGAAAACUGAGAUCUUCAAUAAACCAUAUGGGAGGAGUAACUGCUUCACAUUUCUAACUGUGUUCAACAAACUUCCAGUCUGGUUUCAAAGCAUGCCCACGUGCAGCAGGAUGCGCAGGUGGUUUGUGCUUUUCCUUUUGUGUCGUAUUGGUAUAAAAUUCACACGGAAACAAAGCUUAUUGCUCUUACAAGGCGCUCAUUUCAGUAAGCACUCCUCUGGCUGGUUUUCAGAGCAUUCUGGUGAUCCCCGCGAGUAACGCUGCAUCUGUAGGCUUGGGGAAGUAUGCCAAGUGUGGCUGAAGCAAUACGUGUGGCAAUGCCUCCAACUCAAAAGUGAUCUUUCUGCCUUGGAAAGCUGCAGCAUUUCCCAGGAGCUUUGGUUCUUGAUACGAGCUGGCAGUCAUGGAAUUGUGAAUGCUGAGCGGGAGUUACGGGAGCUGAGCACGCAGGGAGGGAUCAGAUGAAAGCAAAAUGCACACAGUUGAACUGUGCUUGUCAUGAUUGUAUGGGCUGCUCUGACAUACUGCUGGAACACAAUCUGUGCAGCUGCAAAAGCACUGUGUGACACAUUACCCCCAGUGAUGAAGAUCACACUAUUGUGUGUGAGAACCCAAAUCCACCACCUGUGCAGGCGCCUGUAGCUAAGGCUAUUGAGUGAAACAUCAGACAUGCUCCCUCAAAUAUGGUUACCAAUUUGCUCCGUGGUAUCAACCACUCCAGGGAAAAAAAUAGUUCUUUUGCUUCUUUUUGAAGAGGGAAGCAGGGGGUUCUGUGAGGCCAUCUCUUCUGUUAAUCUGAAAGGUGUAAGAACAUAAUGAUGUCCGUGAUGCUACAUUCCACAGAAUACGUUGCAUACACCGAAACAAAACCCUUACCACGGAUUUCACCCCCUUCCCUUUGUAAGCUGCUCUGCAGACACAUUCCCUGGUGAUCUCCAAGAGCCAAUUAAAUAUACACACCAAAUGUAGAAAGGAAUAGUAAUUGGGGUAAAAAGCCACAAAACUCAGUGAGAAGAAGAACAAAUACUCCCACAGAGCAAAAAAAAAACACUGGACGGAAUAGGGGCUUGUUUUGUUGCAGAGCACUCUGUUAUAAUACAGCUGCUGUAAGGAUGCGAGGCAGAGCCAAUGUACAGAGCAAUGCACAGGUCAGCUCAGACCAAAAUGUGACAGCUGCCUGUUAUGUUGCUUCACGCUUUGUUGGAAAGCCACAGAUGCUGUGGUGAUGAGCCUUUGUUUUGGACCAAAUAAAAGAAAAAAUCAGUGAAGGCAGUGCGACUCUCUCUCGCUGAGCCUUGUUUCCCUACCUUGGUAAUGAAAAAAUACCACAAGUUUUCUCCAGGGCAAAGCAAUCUCCAAGAGUGAUAAAAGGCAAUUACAGUGACAGCAGAGGCUGGAGCAUGCUGAAAUGAACCAGGAGAUGAAUGUGACCACCCCAAUCGAUCCAGAUUAGUGACUUACUAUGAAGUAGCCCUGUGGUGAUUACAGGCUGUCAUAAUAAAAGGUUGCUUUCUCUCUA